Molecule: messenger RNA, 570 nt
Organism: Ruditapes philippinarum (Manila clam)
Lineage: Eukaryota; Metazoa; Mollusca; Bivalvia; Venerida; Veneridae
Product: dentin sialophosphoprotein-like
Exons: 4
Coding region: 1-570 (189 amino acids)
Source: RefSeq, a predicted model, not a curated record
AUGGCAUCGUCAUAUUUUAUAGACCGUAUUUCGAACCAUGCACAUACUGAUGCUGAGUCAAUUAUCGAGGAAACAGUAAAACUGUUACCAACUUCCGACGACUAUAAAGCAGCCAUUUUGGACAGUCGUAUCAAACGCAGUUCGGGUGCCUCCUCCGACUCUGAUGACAGCGGUUCCGUGAAUACAGACAGCUCAGAAUCUAGUGAAAGUGCAGACAGUUCAGUCUCAAACGACCGUAAGAAACGCAGUGCGGGAACCCCCUCCGACUCUAAUGACAGCGGUUCCGUGAAUGCAGACAGUUCAGUAUCUAGUGAAAGUGCAGACAGUUCAGCCUCAGACGACCGUAAGAAACGAAGUGCGGGUACCUCCUCCGACUCUGAUGACAGCAGUUCCGUGAAUGCAGACAGUUCAGUAUCUAGUGAAAGUGCAGACAGUUCAGCCUCAGACGACCGUAAGAAACGCAGUGCGGGUACCUCCUCCGACUCUGAUGACAGCGGUUCCCUGAAUGCAGACAGUUCAGUAUCUAGUAAAAGUGCAGACAGUUCAGCCUCAGACGACCCGAUUCCGUGA